AUACCAGUCUGUCUGUCGUCUCUCUCUCUCUCUCUCUCUCUCUCUCUCUCUCGAAUUCGAGAGAUUUCCAGGUUUUGGUUUUUACUCGAAAGAGAAACUUUAAAAACCCUAAUUUCAGGAGAUUUAGGGCUUCGAAAUCCAUGACGUCUCGAAGGCGCAUGCUUCUUAAGGUCAUAAUCCUCGGAGACUCCGGGGUUGGGAAGACAUCUCUAAUGAAUCAAUAUGUGAAUCGGAAGUUUAGCAAUCAGUAUAAAGCAACAAUUGGAGCGGAUUUCUUGACGAAAGAAGUCCAGUUUGAAGAUAGGCUGUUCACAUUGCAGAUAUGGGACACAGCUGGUCAGGAGAGGUUUCAAAGUCUUGGUGUGGCUUUCUAUCGCGGUGCAGACUGCUGUGUUCUUGUUUACGAUGUCAAUGUCAUGAAGUCAUUUGACAACCUCAACAAUUGGCGUGAAGAGUUUCUAAUUCAGGCGAGCCCAUCCGACCCUGAAAACUUCCCAUUCGUCGUGCUGGGAAACAAAAUAGACGUGGAUGGUGGCAACAGCCGGGUGGUGUCAGAGAAGAAGGCAAAGGCAUGGUGUGCCUCCAAGGGGAACAUCCCCUACUUUGAGACUUCUGCAAAAGAGGGUUUCAAUGUCGAAGCUGCAUUCGAAUGUAUAGCUAAGAAUGCUCUCAAGAAUGAACCUGAAGAAGAAGUAUACCUACCGGAUACCAUUGACGUGGCGGGCGGAGGACAGCAACCAAGAUCAUCAGGCUGCGAAUGUUAGGUGGGUGUUUUGCUUGUCAUGGAAAAUGGCUACUGCACUUCUCUCCAUUUGAUUCACAGUGAUUAUUCAGUGAAGGCUUUUAUAAUUCUAUGUAUACUAUUGAGUUGGUAUUAAAAAAAAAAAAAGGAAGAAGAAGAAGACAGGAUUGAUGAUCGUGAUAUGUGAUACUCCAUCUCUUGGAUCCUCUCAUCUUUCCCUUCUCGCUUUGCUGGAAAUUCGGUUGGAUUAAUACUAGAAAUUUGUGUUAUCAAUGGCAAGCUAUCUUAGUUUAUUCUGCCUUA
Molecule: messenger RNA, 1045 nt
Organism: Magnolia sinica
Lineage: Eukaryota; Viridiplantae; Streptophyta; Magnoliopsida; Magnoliales; Magnoliaceae
Product: ras-related protein Rab7-like
Exons: 7
Coding region: 141-764 (207 amino acids)
Cellular component (GO): vacuolar membrane
Molecular function (GO): GTP binding; GTPase activity
Source: RefSeq, a predicted model, not a curated record